This is a messenger RNA of Stereum hirsutum FP-91666 SS1, 1810 nucleotides long. RefSeq names its product eukaryotic translation initiation factor 3 subunit 6. Gene Ontology annotation, cellular component: nucleus; cytoplasm; eukaryotic translation initiation factor 3 complex. Gene Ontology annotation, molecular function: translation initiation factor activity. Bases 92 to 1489 code for a protein of 465 amino acids. The record is from RefSeq and is a predicted model, not a curated record. Gene Ontology annotation, biological process: translational initiation. The transcript has 4 exons. Lineage: Eukaryota; Fungi; Basidiomycota; Agaricomycetes; Russulales; Stereaceae.
GUGGUCGUCGUCGUCGUCGUUAUUGACGUCCUUGUGCUCCCUUCCGUCGUCGCAUCUCCCUUCCUAGGUCUUCUCGAAUAAAUCAGGCAAAAUGGCCGAAUACGACCUCACAAAAACGAUCAUCCCGUACCUCGAUAGGCACUUCGCCUUCCCUCUCCUUGCCCAUCUCGUCGAGACCGAAACGUUCCCAGUGGAGGAGGUUCAGGCAGCGCAGUAUGAGCUUGCGAAGGGGACAAAUAUGGUGGACUAUGCAGUUAAUCUGUAUGAACAGUUGCAGCCGGACAAGGAUAUUCCUGAAGAAUUUGCAACCAAACGCGAAAACGCCGUGUCGACGAACGAACGCCUACAACAAGAAGCUCAAGCCGUCCUCGACGUCAUCGAAAACCCGGACGUUGCUCAAGCCCUCCGCCAGGACAAGAACCAAAAUUUGCAAUACCUCAAGGACAAUUACAACCUCACCCUCGAACAGAUCACCGCGCUCUAUAACUUCGGUCAGUUUCAGUACACGUACGGUAACUACUCUGGCGCCGCCGACUACCUCUACCAUUUCCGCGUCCUUUCCACCGACCAGGACCUCAACACCUCCGCCCACUGGGGUAAGCUCGCGAGCGAUAUCUUGACGGGGAAGUGGGACGUUGCGCUGGAGGAACUGAAUACAUUGAGGGAGUCGAUCGACUCGAGGGCGGCGACCGCACCGUUGCUCGCUGCUGCAUCCAUCUCCGCCCCCGUCCCGAGUGGGACGACACCCGAGCCGGCACUGAUGGCUCUCCACUCGCGCACUUGGCUCACCCACUGGUCGCUCUUCGUCUACUUCAACCACCCGCAAGGUCGAACCCUCCUACUCGAAACCUUCCUCGCCCCCGCCUAUCUCAACACCAUCCAAUCCGCCGCACCCUGGAUUCUCCGCUACCUGUCCGUCGCUGCCGUCCUCUCGCGCAAGGCCCAGUCGCUUCCUGGCUCACAACAGUCCGGGAAGGUACGGCAUGCGAUCAAGGAGGUGGUGAAGAUUGUGCAGAUGGAGGAAUAUCAGUACAGCGACCCGAUCACGAGGUUUUUGAAAGAGCUGUAUGUUGAGUUCGACUUUGAGGCGGCGCAGAGGGAGUUGGUCGUUGCGGAGCAGGUCGUCGGGAACGAUUUCUUCUUGAGCGAGUUUAGGGAGGAGUUUUUGGACAAUGCGAGGUACUUGAUCUCGGAGGCGUACUGUAGGAUCCACCAGAGGAUCGAUAUCGGUGACCUCUCGGAGAGGCUGAACUUGUCGAAGGAUGAAGGUGAGAAAUGGAUCGUGAACCUUAUUCGCGAGACGAGGAUGGGCGCCGAUGCGAAGAUUGAUCUCGAGAAGAACGUCAUCGAGAUCAACCGCCCGCCUCUCCCCAUCUACCAGACCGUCAUCGAGAAAACCCGCGGCCUUUCCAUCCGUACACAAGCCCUCGGCGCCGCUAUGGCCAGGGCAGCACAGCCGCAGCCAGCAGUCGUAGAAGGGGCGCGAUAGUUUGCUCGUUUGCGUGCUACUUGAGCGAUUUAUUUGACGAGCGGGUAAGGCUCUCGCUGCGUAUAGUUAAGCUUUGGGGAGUAGUGUGGCGGAGGUGACGUGGGCAGAGGUUCGAGUGGCGGCAAGGGUCUGAGGCCGGCUGAACUGCCAGCAAUGGUCUGGGAUUCUAAAAAAAACGAGAUUGGUCUGGAGCGUGGACCGUUGUGUUGCGUCGAGAUUAGUGACGGGCUAGAUGUAGCGCUAUUGCUGGCGUUUGUAGCUAUUGUCUGUUGUCCGUGUUUUCCUUGUUGUUUUUUGGCGUGUACCCAAAUUUUCUUUUCC